CGCUCGGUUCCAGUGGCAGAGAGCGGGAGAAAGUGCUGCUGGUGGGCGGCCGCGGAGCUGCGCGCGUCCGGCAUCCCGGGGCCGCUCUGGCCCGGGCGGCGAGGGGGCCCGGCGGUCCAUGCAUCCGCCGCUGCCUGCCGCCGCCGCCGUGAUGGAUUUCGGUCAGAACAGCCUGUUCGGCUACAUGGAGGACCUGCAGGAGCUCACCAUCAUCGAGAGGCCGGUCCGCCGGAGCCUCAAGACACCAGAAGAAAUAGAAAGACUGACAGUCGAUGAAGACCUCAGUGACAUUGAAAGGGCCGUUUAUCUGCUCAGCGCUGGUCAAGAUAUCCAGGGAACAAGUGUGAUUGCAAAUCUUCCGUAUUUGAUGAGACAGAAUCCCGCCGAGACGCUUCGGAGAGUUUUGCCGAAAGUCAGAGAAGCCCUGCAUGUUGCGGGGGUGGAAACGCAGUUAACGGCUGCUGCGUCAUUUUUGACCAUUCUACACGAGGAGUCAGUGUCCAUUCACGCAUAUGCCCACUCCUUUCUACAAGUCAUCCUGCUGCACCUGGAGCACAGGGAUGCAGGUGUUAGUAAUGCAUGGCUGGAAACUCUUCUGUCUGUCAUAGAAGCAUUGCCAAAGGAAACCCUAAGGCAUGAGAUUUUGAAUCCACUGGUUUCCAAGGCACAACUAUCCCAAACAGUACAGUCUCGUUUAGUUAGUUGUAAAAUUUUAGGAAAAUUGACCAACAAAUUUGAUGCCCAUAUCAUUAAAAGAGAAAUACUUCCACUGGUAAAAUCGCUCUGCCAAGAUGUGGAAUAUGAAGUUCGAUCUUGUAUGUGUCGGCAAUUAGAAAAUAUAGCUCAGGGCAUUGGGACAGAACUUACAAAAAGUGUGGUGCUCCCCGAAUUGAUAGAACUCUCUAGUGAUGAAGGCAGUAGCGUGCGGCUUGCAGCAUUUGAAACUUUGGUUAAUCUGCUUGACAUAUUUGACACAGAUGACAGAAGUCAGACUAUACUUCCCUUAGUGAAGUCAUUUUGUGAAAAAUCUUUCAAAGCAGAUGAAUCAAUGCUUAUUUCCUUAUCCUUCCAUUUAGGAAAGCUAUGCCAUGGACUAUAUGGGAUUUUUACUCCAGAUCAACACUUGAGAUUUUUGGAGUUUUAUAAGAAACUUUGUACGCUGGGUUUGCAACAAGAAAAUGGACACAGUGAAAACCAGAUUCCACCCCAAAUCCUGGAGCAGGAGAAGAAGUACGUAUCAGUACGGAAGAACUGUGCUUAUAACUUUCCGGCCAUGGUCGUUUUUGUUGACCCUAAGAACUUCCACAUGGAACUCUACAACGCCUUCUUCUGCCUUUGUCAUGACCCUGAAGUGCCAGUCAGAUACACUAUUGCUGUUUGCUUUUAUGAAGUGUCUAAACUUCUGAAUUCUGGAGUAUAUCUAAUACAUAAAGAACUAAUAACGCUAUUACAAGACGAAUCACUGGAGGUACUAGAUGCCCUUGUAGAUCACCUUCCAGAAAUCCUGGAACUGAUGUCUGCCGGCGGAGAAAGCAGUGCUCAAGAAAAUAAGUUAUCAGCUCUGCCUGACUUGAUUCCUGCACUCACAGCCGCAGAACAGCGAGCUGCAGGCUCCUUAAAAUGGAGAACUCAUGAGAAGUUACUGCAUAAAUAUGCCUGUCUGCCACAUAUCAUAUCAAGUGAUCAGAUUUAUUACCGUUUCUUGCAAAGAAUGUUCACAAUCAUGGUGACAAAUAAUGUUUUGCCUGUCCAAAAGGCAGCAUCACGAACCCUGUGCAUUUUUCUACGUUAUAAUCGUAAACAAGAGCAGAGACACGAGGUCAUUCAAAAAUUAAUUGAACAACUGGGCCAAGGAAAAAGUUAUUGGAAUAGACUUCGAUUUUUGGAUACCUGUGAAUUUAUAAUAGAGAUCUUUUCCAAGUCAUUUUUCUGUAAAUAUUUCUUUCUACCUACUAUUGAACUGACACAUGACCCAGUAGCAAAUGUGAGAAUGAAACUUUGCUACUUGUUGCCCAAAGUGAAAGCUACUCUGAAGAUCCCUGCAGACAAGCAUCUACUUCAGCAGUUAGAAAUGUGUGUGAGGAAACUCCUGUGCCAAGAGAAGGAUAAAGAUGUUCUGGCUAUCGUAAAAAGAACUGUGUUAGAGUUGGACAGGAUGGAAAUGUCUAUGGAUGCUUUUCAGAAAAAGUUUUAUGAGAAAGAUUUGUUGGAUCAAGAGAAAGAAAGAGAAGAACUACUUCUUUUGGAAAUGGAACAAUUAGAGAAAGAGAAGCAACAGAAUGAUGGAAGACCCCUGACUGAUAAAACCAUUGAAAAGAAACGCAGAGACACUAAGACACUGACAAACCUGCCCAAGAGCAUCCCUGUUUCUGUUCCCGGGCCCUCUUCUGCCAGCCCAUCAACAAGCAAAGAAAUCAAGAAGUCCAAACUGAUUCGGAGCCAGUCUUUUAAUAAUCAAGCUUUUCAUGCAAAAUAUGGCACCUUAGACAAGUGCACUAGUAAAAGUUCUUCAGCAGGAUAUGCACCAUCUGUCUCAGGGUUAACAAAAAGUUCUAUACUGUCACUAACUGAUGAUUCCUUCCGGACCCGUAAUGCCAGCAGCCUCCCAGCUGCCUUUUCUCCUAACACUCCUUUACCGAGCACUUCCCGGGGAACAAGUAACUCGGCUGAUCCAAAGAGCAGUGGCAGUAAAGACGCGCAGCCACGGAAGGCUGCAUUAAAAUCCAAAAAAUCCAAUCCUUAAGCCAUCUGCUUGAUGAAGGAGGCAGAACACAGACAGGUGGAGACACUGUGAUGAACAAGAGCUAAAGCAAUGGAUUGGCUUGUUUUCCCCCCCUUCUUUUUUUAAUGAAUGGAAAAGAGAGGUGUGAUAGCAUCUGGUGUUGAACUUCCCAUAUCUGAGAUUAGAUUCCCUAGGAAGCAUAAUAUAUAUUUCCAUGGAUAAUAAUGUGGUGGCAGAAUCUCACUGUUACACUGAAGUCUAACAGAGCAACUUUAGGCCUGUGCUUUACUUAAGCUGCGAAAGACGCGAGUCUGCCUUCGUGUGUGCAGGGAACCCUCUGUUUGGUUGCUGUCAUUUAGAGCUUCAGCAUUGAAAAACUGUCCAGCAGUCCAGAUCAGCUGAAAUUGCCCUGGCUGGAUAAUCCCUGGCGGGAGGAAGGAGCUGCAAUUUCUAACCAAUCUUCAAGCCCAGUUGAAAAGUCACACUGAAGAGAUACAAAAAGCUGUCCUCAGUAUUACAGUCCUGUGAUUGCAGUGACCAGCUGUUGUGCCUGGACAUUCACAAACUUAAAUUUGGCAGUGACAACAAUUCUACAAAGAUUUCUGAUAACUUUUAGCAACACAUACCUUGAAAAUAAUAGAUUGAUGAUUUCCUUUAUUUCCUAGAAGAAUUUAUUUUAUAAAUACUUUGUUUACAUUUUAGAUUGUAUCUGUCCUUUAAUUUAAAAUUUAAAAUGAUGACUCUAGUUUGAAUCAGCUGUUACUCCAAGCUAUCAUGCUUAAGCUAUCGAACAGCAUUUAUUAGUACUAAUGCUAAGAUUACCAUCAAAAUUUGCCUGUGGAACAGAAACCCUUCCUAAUCGGAAAAUGUCAGGUCUGGAGAUACACCGUCUGAAGCUGUUGUCAGCUUCUCUGUUUCCAAAUGCAAUCAGCAUAUCACUAUAUUGAUAUUAGAAGAUAUUUGUUUUUUAAACUAUGUUGAUGUAUGAUAAAGAUGAUCUAAUUUGUGAAUGCAUAUGUGUGUGCCUACUUUUUAUAAUGUGAAAUAAUGAAUUUACUCAAAAUAAAACAUAGGUUAAUGAGA
Orycteropus afer afer is the source of this 3805-nucleotide messenger RNA. It is a transcript of the gene PPP4R4, whose product is annotated as protein phosphatase 4 regulatory subunit 4. The record is from RefSeq and is a predicted model, not a curated record. Gene Ontology annotation, cellular component: protein serine/threonine phosphatase complex; cytosol. Lineage: Eukaryota; Metazoa; Chordata; Mammalia; Tubulidentata; Orycteropodidae. Gene Ontology annotation, molecular function: protein phosphatase regulator activity.